Messenger RNA from Diatraea saccharalis (sugarcane borer), 883 nucleotides. Lineage: Eukaryota; Metazoa; Arthropoda; Insecta; Lepidoptera; Crambidae. The record is from the annotation of a GenBank genome assembly.
ACCCGACUACAAUGAAGAGCGAUUAGGAACUUGACAUUAAUGUGGUUUUCUCUUUUUGUCAUUGUGUAACUGCUAUGUGUUCUCUCUUUCAAGCGUGUAUGAUGUCGGUACAUUUCUAAUUAGUAGGCUAUUGGCAAAACAUUUUCUUCCACAUAUAUACAGUGGAAGAAAAUCUAAAAUUUUGGGAAAUUCGUUACUAAAUUUCUGGUGAAUUGUAUUCGAUCAAAAUGGUGGUAACUGUUGAUGUGAAAUUACCAGAAGACUCUGAACUAACAGUUCAGGAGGUCGAUUUAUCUGCAGCUACAUUGUUCGCUGGAUCUUUCCAUCUAGGCAAAUAUUGUGAACAUGCUAAUAAUGAAUUCAUGCUAUGUCGUAUGGAGGAGCAGGAUCCUCGCAAAUGUAUCAACGAAGGCAAGGUAGUGACUGCCUGUACCAUGGAUUUCUUCAGGAAAGUAAAGAAAGCUUGCUUAAGUGAGUUCAACCAAUACGCAAACUGUGUUGACAAAAGCUCCGGUGAUUUCAGCUUGACACAGUGCCGUAAAACUCAAGGUGUAUAUGACAAAUGUAUGCUGGAGAAACUUAAUAUAGAGAGACCAGCAUUUGGAUACUUUUGUGAGGCUCGUGUUCAUGAUACUAAGAGACCGAAGCCCCCGGUUGAACCGAAGGCGGUAUAUCCGGACGCGACGCCAGCGUUGCCCGAAGACAGGGAGAAGGUGCCCGCGCGCUUCGGAUCGCGUUUCUACUGGAUGACCGAGUAGACCAGGUAAGAACAUUUUUAUGCUCCCGAUCGUCCUGGGAUUCCUUGCCAGUUACGCGGGCCAGAUGUAAAAUGAUCUAUUUUUAAAAUCGAUUGCAAUUCCCUUCAGUGAAAUUUGAAAGAUAU